This is a messenger RNA of Protobothrops mucrosquamatus (brown spotted pit viper), 7491 nucleotides long. Its product is annotated as trichohyalin-like. The transcript has 10 exons. The coding region runs from base 1 to 7491 and encodes 2496 amino acids. The record is from RefSeq and is a predicted model, not a curated record. NCBI's taxonomy places the organism in Eukaryota, Metazoa, Chordata, Lepidosauria, Squamata, Viperidae. Gene Ontology annotation, molecular function: Hsp70 protein binding.
AUGCUGAGUGAUCAGUAUAAGCAAAAAACAUAUUCUACCAAACUGAACACAUUGCCACAGACUGUGAUCCUGAUUUACAAAUUAGUAAAACACAGAACAAAAUCAGAAUUACCCGUAAUUACUUAUACUCACAAUUCUGGAGACACAGUCGUUACGCUCAGACGCUGCCACCAAACGAGGCCUCUUAAGACACGUAGCAACUCCGGCGAAGAGAACGCGGAACCGGAAGAGACGCCUGCGCAAGAAGUGCACACUUCCGAGUUUCAACUGCGCCACGUGGGUCUCUUUCUACGUAUGUCGUGUCUAAACAUUGGUUUCUUUAGUUACAGAGCUUAUAAGCCACUCCUACUAACUGACCUUAAAACUUCCCAUUUUUAUCCAGCUAAAUCAACAUUUUUCUUCAUCAUGGGAUCAAGUAAUCUUCCAAGGUUCAGGUCUGAUCUCAGUUUUACAAAUUCUGAAGAUCGUCUUUUCCUCCGGGAAUCAUUAGAAACUGUAGUCAGCUCCUUUUCACUUACUCCAAAUGGCAUCUGUAUAGAAGAGGCAGACAGUGAGCUUCAGGAAGAUGCAUGGAAUGAGAACAAUUUGGAGAAUUGUAAUGGGGAAAAUAUGGAACAAUUACAGAAUAAUAGCAAAGAAAUAGAAUACGAAAACCUUUAUAUAUCGGAUGAGGUAAGGAAUCAAAUCAAUGGAAACAAUAAAAAGGCUUUGAAAGCCCUAGCUAAAGCUGAACUUCAAAAAGCCAUUGAUCUGUUCUCUGAAGCUAUUGAGUUGAACCCAAGCAUUUCCAGUUCUUACAUCAACCGUGCCAAUGUCUAUAUGCAAUUGCAAAAACCAAAUGCUGCUAUUAAAGACUGCAACAUGGCCAUUGAACUGAAUCCCAAAUCAGCAGAACCAUUAAAAUUGAGAGGAAAAGCAUUCAAGGAAUUAGGCUGUUUAAAAAAAGCAGCCUGUGAUUUUGCUUUAGCUUCUAAGUUAGAAUAUGACAAAGAGGCCAAUUCAGUACUAAAGCAAUUAAAAUCAGGAUUUCAAAGAAUUUCUGAAAGGCAAGCAAAGUGCAUCCUUACAUAUAAGGAAUCUGAGAUACUGGAGAAGAUUAAGAAAGCACAGGUAAUUUUAGAGGAUCAAAAACAAGACCAGAGAGAGAAAAGUAUUAGCAUUGAACUGGAGAACAAAGUAGUAAGGAACAAAGAAGAGAAAAUGAAGCUAGACCAUAAUAAAGAUUCCCAAGAAAUAACAGAUGAAAAUAUGGAGACAGAUGAGAAGUGGAAGCAGGCCAGUGAAAACAAAAAAGCAGCUUUGGAUGCCUUGGAGAAAGGUGAAUAUCAAAAAGCAGCUGAAUUAUUCACCAAAGCUAUCAAACUAAACCCCCAUCUUACUAAUUUGUAUGUUUGCCGAGCCAGUACUUUUCUGAAACUUCAUAUGCCAAUUGCUGCCAUAAAGGACUGUAACAAUGCCAUAAAAUUAAAUCCUAAUAUGGCCUUAUCAUACAAGUGCCGUGGAGAGGCAUUUUGUAUGUUAGGUUAUUGGCAGGAGGCUACUAAAGAUUUCUCUGUGUCCUGUCAACUGGAUUAUGAUGAAGAUACUUAUGCCAAGAUGAAAGAACUACAAAGAGAAGAUGACAAAAUAAUUAAAUGGUGGGAAAAGCCAGAGGAAAGAAGUAACCAGGGAGAGAAGAUGAGCAAAAUGAAAGAAGCUCCUGGGAAAAUACAAGUAAAUAGUCCUCAAGAUAAAUCAGUUAUUCAUGAGUCUUGCAUACAAGAACAGGACACAGGAACAUUUCACAUUUCUGAAGAAAAGACAAUUCUGCAUAAUUCCCAAAACUAUAAAAUAUUUCCUCUUUAUUGUUCAGAAGAUCAAAAUGAAACUUAUCCCAUGUCUGCAGUACAAGAACAAGAUCAGUUUAUGGAUUAUGAAAAACAAGAACAUACUGAACUGCAUGAAAGAAGGGCUCAGAAAGGACCUAUGAGGAAACAAAAAUAUGAAACUGAGUCAGAAAGUGAAGACAGUGAAUUGGAAAUUGAUACUGAAGAGGUUAUUGAGUCAGAUGAAGAUCUUCCUCAGGAGAUGGGAAAUGAAAACUUGAAAGUAACUGAUGAAAUGCAAAAACUAGCUAAUGAAAAGAAAAGAGAAGCUUUUGAUGCCGUCAAUAAAGGAGAACUUUUUAAAGCUUUAGAUUUGUUCACAGAAGCUAUUAAGCUUAAUCCACAUCUUACUAUCUUAUAUGCAAACCGAGCCAGGGUCUAUUUGAAGCUACAAAAGCCAACUGCUGCAAUUAGGGACUGUGAUAAAGCCAUACAAAUAAAUCCUGACUCAGCCCAGCCCUACAAGUGGCGAGGAAAAGCACUGCAAAUACUUGGUUACUGGCAAAAGGCAGCUAAAGACCUUGCCUUAGCAUGCCAGUUAGAUUACGAUGAAGAAUCCUAUGCUUUGCUAAAAGAAGUACAACUAAAGGCCCAGAAAAUUGCAAGACUCAGGAGGAAGCAGGAACAGAAAGUUGACGAAAAGAAGGAUAAGGCUCUUUUGAGUGAACUUCAAGAAACUUGUAAGAAGCAUGAAAGAUCUCAAAUGACAUCUGAAGAACUAGGAAGAAAUGACAAGGAAACUGUAGAGGAAUGGAGAGAAAAUUGGGGGGAAAACACCAAAGAACAACCAAAAGUAAGUCAAAUAGUUCUGACAAAACAGAGGUGUAUGGCCCAAGGCAACAUAGGUAGAUGUUUUCAGGAAAGCAAAAGGAAACAAGAAGAAGAAGAACAAGAAGAAGAACAAGAAGAAGAAAAAUUCCAAGAUAAUUUACUGAAAGAACAAGUGAACCUUAAGCAGAAGGAUAUGAAACACCAAGGAGUCCAUCAAAAUGAGUUAGAGGAACAAUUAAGAGCUCUUCAGCAAGAAUUGGAUGAAAAGCUCAGAAGUUAUCGAGAAGAAACUGAUGAAGAAGAAAACACUUUACAGAGAUUAUUAGAUGAGCAGGAAAAAUCACAGCAAAAGGCACUCUGUGAACAAGAACAAACUUUUAAAAUAAUCCUGGAAGAACAAGAAAAAAUACAGAAGGCAGCUCUGAGGGAACUGGCCAGAGCUCAACAAGAGGCUUUAGAGGAGCUUGAAAAGGCUACAAAGAAAGCCCUGGAAGAACAAGAGAGAGUUCAGCAGCAGGCUCUUGAAGAACAGGAAAGAGCACAGGAGGCCCUGGACACUCUGGAAAGAGCACAUAAAAAGUCUCUGGAGGAACAAAAAAAAGUCCUUAUAGCUGCAAUAGAAGAACAGGAGCAUGCUCAGAGAAAGUCACAGGAAGAAAAAAGAAUGGCUGAGGAAGCUUUAGAAAACCUGACAGAAGCUCAAAGAAAGAUCCAAAAACAGCAGGAAAGAGCUGAGAGGCAAGCUAAAGAAGAAAGAGAGAAAGCACAAAAAGCUUUAGAAGAAUUAGAGAUUGCUCAGAAAAAGGCUUUGGAAGAUCAGGAAAAAGCUCAACAAACUCUGGAAGCUGUAGAAAGAGCCCACAGACAGGCUUUAGAGGAACAAAGAAAGAUUCAGAUGGCUGCUAUAGAAGAACAACAGCAAGCAAGAGAAAGUUAUCUAGAAGAAAAAAAAAUGGCUGAAGCCACCAUGAAACAACUUUUAAGGAUGCAAAAAGAAUUUCAAGAGGAACAAGAACGUUCAGAAAAGAAAGCAGUAAAAGAGAGAGAGAGAGCUCAGAAAGCUGUAGAACUGGAAAUUGCUAAAAAGGUGGCCUUAGAAGAACAAGCAAGAGCUCAAAAAGCUCUAGAAGCUUUAGAAAAAUCUCAUAUGUGGGCAUUAGGCCAACAGAAGAGAGCACAGGAAAAUACUCUAAAAGAAAAGAUGAUGGAAGAAAAGAUGGCUGAAGUAGCCCUGGAAGAGCUUUUCAGGAAUCAGAAAAAGACCCAAGAAGAGCAGGUGAGUGCUCAGAUAAAAGUGAUGGAAGAAAAGGAAACUAUACAAAAAACCCUAAAAGAGGUAGAACUUGCUCAAAAAAUGGCUAUGGAGGAACAGGAAAGAGCAGCAAAAGCUCUGGAAGCUGUGGAAAAAGCUCAUAAACAGGCACUGGAGGAACAGAAGAAAGCUCAGAUGGCUGCCAUAGAAGAACAAGAAAAACUGAGGAAAAGGUCUGAAGAAGAAAAGAAGAUGGCUGAAGCUGCCCUAGAAGAAGUUUUCAAAACUCAAAGAAAACUCCAAGAAGAACAGCAAAAAGCUGAAAAAAUAGCAAUGGAAGAGAGAGAGAAAGCUCAGAAGACCCUAGAAGAAUUGCAAACUAUUAAAAAAAAAGCCUUUGAGGAACAGAAACAAGCUCAGAAGGCUUUGAAAGAGGUAGAAAUAGCUCAUCAACAGGCUAUGGAAGAGCAGAAGAAGGCUCAUCUGGAAGCCAUGAAGGAACAGGAGCAAGGAUGGGAAAAAAUGCAAGAAGAAAAGAAGAGGAUGGAGGCAACUCUGGAAGAGCUUAUAAGGACACAGCAACAGUUCCAAAAAGAGCAGGAAAUGGCUGAAGAGAAAGCAGUACAAGAAAAACAGAUAGCUCAAAAGACCCUCAGAGAAUUAGAGAUUGCUCAAAAACAAGCUCUUGAAGAACAAAUAAGAGCUCAGAAAGCUUUGGAAAAUAUAGAAAAAGCUCAUAAACAGGAAUUGGAGAAAGAAUGGGAAAAAAUGCAAGAAGAAAAGAAAAAGAUGGAGGCAGCUCUGGAAGACUUUUUAAGGACACAGCAACAGUUCCAAAAGGAACAGGAAAUGGCUGAAGAAAAAACAAUACAAGAAAAACAGAUAGCUCAGAAGACUCUCAGAGAAGUAGAGAUUGCUCAAAAACAGGCUCUUGAAGAACAAACAAGAGCUCAGAAAGCUUUGGAAGAUGUAGAAAAAGCUCAUAAACAGGCUCUGGAAGAGCAGAAGAAAGCCCUAGAAGAAUUGCAGAUUGAACAGAAGAAAGCCAUAGAGGAACAGACAAAAGCUCAGAAAGCUCUGGAAGCUCUUGAAAAAGUUCAAAAAGAGGGCCUGGAAGAUCAGAUGAAAGCUAAAAUGGCUGCCAUUGAUGAGCAGGAGCAAGCAUGGAAGAAAUCCCAAGAAGAAAAAAGGAUGGCUGAAGCUGCUUUGGAAAAUGUUUUAAGAGCUCAGAAAAAACUUCAAGAAGAGCAGGAAAAUGCCGGGAAAAAAAUUAUGGAAGAAAAAGAGAGUAUACAGAAUGGCCUCAAAGAAUUAGCAGUUGCUCAAAAGAAAGCACUGGAGGAACAAGAAAAAGCUCAGAGUGCUCUAGCAACUAUAGAAAGAUCUCAUAAAAUGGCCCUGGAAGAUCAAAGAAGAACUCAGAUAGCAACAAUGGAAGAACAAGAACAAACAAGAAAAAAAAUUCAAGAAGAAAAAAAGAUAGCUGAAGCAACCUUGGAUGAACUUUUAAAAACUCAGAGGAGGUUCCAAGAAGAGAAGAAAAUGGCUGAGAAAAAAAAUAUGGAAGAAAGAAAAAUAAUUCAGGUUGCCCUUGCAGAGUUAAAAAUAGCUCAAAAAAAGGCUCAGGAGGAACAGGAAAGGGCUCAGAAAGCGUUGGAGGUUGCAGAAACAGCCCAUAAAUGUGCCCUGCAUGAACAGAAGACUGCUCAGUUAGCUAUUCAAGAACAAGAGCAAGCAUGGAAAAAAUCACAAGAAGAAAAGGAAAUAGCUGAGGCAAAACUACAAGAACUCUUAAGGGCCCAGAAAACUUUCCAAGAGGAACAGGAGAAAGCAGAAAAGAAAGAAAGAGAAGAAAGAGAAAACUUUCAAAGAAACAUUAAAAAAUUAGAAGAAGUCCAGAAGAGAGCUCAGGAGGAACAGGAGAAGGCCCAGACAUCUCAGCAUGCUCUAGAAAUUGCCCAUAAACAGGUACUAGAGGAACAGAAGAAGGCUCGUUUGGCUGCCAUUAUGGAACAGGAACAAGCACAGAAAAAAUCUCAGGAAGAAAAGAAAAUGGCUGAAGCAGCCCUAGAAAAUCUCUUGAAACAAGUACAAAAAGAGCAAGAAACAGCUGAGAGAAAGGCAUUAGAAGAAAGAGAGAAAGCUAAGACAAUGCUAAAAGAAUUAGACAUUAUUCAGAAGAAGGCCUUAGAGAAUAUAUUGGCAGCUAAAAAGGAGAGUCUGGAAGAUCAGAAAAGAGCUCAAAACGCAUUGGACAGUCUGGAAAAAACUCAUAAGCAGGCAUUAGAAGAACAGAAAAAUGCUCAAAGGAAAUCUCAGGAUGAAAGAAAGAUGGUUGAGGCUGCUUUGGAAGAAUUAUCAAAAGCUCAGAAAAAAAUCAAGGAAGAGCAGCAUUCAGCAGAGCAGAAAGCAAUUAAAGAGAGAGAGAUAAUACAGAAGGCCUUAGAAGAACUAGAAAUUGCACGGAAGAAAGCCCUGGAAGAAAAGGAGAAUGCUCAGAUAGCUCUGGAGGCUCUGGAAAGAACUCAUAAACAAAUACUGGAGAAAGAAGAAAAAGCACAAAAAAAAUCUCAAGAAGAAAAGCAGUUGACUGAGGCUGCUCUGGGAGAACUUAUAAGAACUCAGAGAAAGUUUCAAGAAGAACAAGAAAGGGCUGAAAAAAAAGCCAAGGAAGAAAGGGGAAAAGUGCAGAAGUCUCUAGAAGAAUUAGACAUUGCUCAAAAGAAAGCUCUAGAGGACUUGGCAAUAGCUCAAAAGAUGGCCAUGGAGGAAAAUGAAAGAGCACAGCAGAGGGUAUUAGAAGAAAAAAGGGCAAUACAACUGGCUAUGAAAAAGCUGGAGACAGCACAUGCUAAAGCCAUAGAGGAACAACAGAUAGCACAGAGAUUGGCCUUUGAAGAACAGCAGAGAACUAAGGAGAUAUUUGCUGAACUAGAAAAAUCACGAAGAAAAGCCCUGGAAGACCAAGAAGAAGCAAAAAGGAACGCCAUAGAUGAACAAGUAAGAGCUCAUCAUGCUAUAAAUGAAUUGGCCAAGAUUCAAAGGGAAGUUUUGGAAGAACAAGAGCAAGCUCAGAAGAUUGCUUUAGCAGAACAGCACAAGGCUGAGAUGAUGCUUAAGGAGUUGGAAGAAAGACAGAGAAUAGCCCUGAAUGAUCAGCAAAAAACAUGGAUGAAAGACUUUGAUGAUAAAAAAAAAGCUCAUUUUACUUUCGGGGAAUUUGCAAAGACUCAAAUGUUGGAACAGGAGAAUGCUCAUAAUAAUACAGCAGAUGAGCAGAAGGAAGCUCAUAAAGCUAGCGAGCUGGAGAAAGCACAGAAUCAAAUAUUGGAAAAAAACCAGUAUAAAUAUGUAGCACAAGUUUCAGAGUCUGUUCUUAAAACAAUGAAUGAAGAAGGCACUGCCGUAUGUGAUGGUGAAUUUGAAGAAGCACAAAAGAAAGACUUGAUCAUAGUUGGUGGUAAAAAGUUCUGUAUGGAACCAGGAAAAUUUUUUAGGGAUUUAGACAAGAAGGAAUACCAGCAAUACCUUAGAAACAGAGGAUAUGACAAAAAUUCUCGAAGACCACUCCCAAACUCUGUCUUGGACUUUUUCCCAAACUGA